Molecule: messenger RNA, 777 nt
Organism: Galeopterus variegatus (Sunda flying lemur)
Lineage: Eukaryota; Metazoa; Chordata; Mammalia; Dermoptera; Cynocephalidae
Gene: CRABP1
Product: cellular retinoic acid binding protein 1
Exons: 4
Coding region: 136-549 (137 amino acids)
Biological process (GO): fatty acid transport
Cellular component (GO): cytosol; nucleus
Molecular function (GO): fatty acid binding
Source: RefSeq, a predicted model, not a curated record
GGGCGCUCUCCCAGUGACUCAAGGCGCGCGGGGCUCGGCGCACAGCGCCAGUCUCCGCCCUGCAGCGCCGAGUGUGCCUGCUGCGCCGCCGCUGUCCGUGCCUGCCGCCGCUUUCCCGCCGCCGCCACCGCCACCAUGCCCAACUUCGCUGGCACCUGGAAGAUGCGCAGCAGCGAGAAUUUCGACGAGCUACUCAAGGCACUGGGUGUGAACGCCAUGCUGCGGAAGGUGGCUGUAGCGGCUGCGUCCAAGCCGCACGUGGAGAUCCGCCAGGACGGAGAUCAGUUCUACAUCAAGACGUCCACCACGGUGCGCACCACUGAGAUCAAUUUCAAGGUCGGAGAAGGCUUCGAGGAGGAGACAGUGGACGGACGCAAGUGCAAGAGUUUAGCCACUUGGGAGAAUGAGAACAAGAUCCACUGCACACAAACUCUUCUUGAGGGGGACGGCCCCAAAACCUACUGGACCCGUGAGCUGGCCAACGAUGAGCUCAUCCUGACGUUUGGCGCCGAUGACGUGGUCUGCACAAGAAUUUAUGUUCGAGAGUGAAGGCUUGUUCACACUUAUGGGAUGGGACGCAGCUUUCCCCAAGGAAUAUGUCAUAGGUCUGAGCUGCUGGUGGACCACCCCCUUUCCCCUAGCAACAUUAGGUGAUCCCAUUUUCCUCAUGACAAGGUCGUAGUGUUUUCCCCAAGGCCUUCGUGCCUCUUGUAUCCCUGGUACUCCGUAGUUUGAUAUUUGCACGGUUUUAUCAGUCAUUAAACUGGUUGGACACAU